This is a messenger RNA of Sceloporus undulatus (fence lizard), 6254 nucleotides long. It is a transcript of the gene E2F3, whose product is annotated as E2F transcription factor 3. The transcript has 7 exons. Gene Ontology annotation, biological process: regulation of transcription by RNA polymerase II. The record is from RefSeq and is a predicted model, not a curated record. Bases 3014 to 4120 code for a protein of 368 amino acids. Gene Ontology annotation, molecular function: RNA polymerase II cis-regulatory region sequence-specific DNA binding; DNA-binding transcription factor activity, RNA polymerase II-specific; protein dimerization activity. NCBI's taxonomy places the organism in Eukaryota, Metazoa, Chordata, Lepidosauria, Squamata, Phrynosomatidae. Gene Ontology annotation, cellular component: RNA polymerase II transcription regulator complex.
AAUAGCAUACCUCCAAAGUGACCCAAAGCAGCUUUAUUGUGGCCUGUCUGUAUGGGGCCUUUGUUGAUAUAUCUAUGUGAUCCUUUCAGUUGUGGCAUUAAUACAAAAGCUGUAAUGUGUUGCGUGUCCUUUGGGAUUUUACAUUCCUAAACAAAGCUGCAGUCCUACACUUACUUGGAAGAAAAUCCCAUGGACUUUCUGAGUAGACAUGUAUAGAAUUGCACUGUUACCUUGCAUUAGCAAGGUUAAAUAUAAUAUCUGUUUAAGAUGCUCAGUAGAUAUUCUUAUUUCAUAUACGCAGUUAAUAAUUGCACCCAAUUUUCUAAAGGGUGGAGGAGGGACUGUGGAAACAUUUACUGGUAAUCUUUAAGGAGCACGUAAAGUAUAAGUCAGUAAGAAACUUGCACUGUGAGCUGUAAAUUCAAUAUCACUAAAGUUUAAUUAUAUUUUAAGCACAGAAAUAUUUUGAUAACACUAGACUGUGCCAGCAUUUGAAUAUAAUAAUGUGAGCAACUGCAGGAACCCUAACUUACUGAAUACUUGCAAGGGGAGGAGCUAAACCCAAAUGAGGCUUCACUCCUUAGCUCUAAAUUCUAGGCCUAAAUUAGUCCCAAAUAGAGUGGACUAAUUAAAAUAAUGGAACUAUAGACUUUUCAGGUACCUAUUGAUUCAGUGUGUUAACUAUAGUUGGGCCUCAAAUUGGAUUUAGGCCUAGAGUUUGCCAUUGCAAAAGAGAUGUUGAUAACCAAAAUUAAUUUUUGUUUGUUUCAGGUAAGCUUUUCAGUGCUGAGUUAUUUUGAGCCAGAUGUUUAAGUAAAUAAAUAGCUGCUAAGAUCCUGCUGCUGCACAUGCCUUGCCUAUUUACAUUUUCAGUUCAUAGCUGACAGUGCUGUUUUUAAGGACUGAGUCAUUAGUAAACCUGCACAUAUGUCUCAGGGCAAGUUGCAACAGAUAUAAAGCUUGACUCUGGAUGGGUAAUUUCUAAGUAGAUCAGAAAAAGUUCACAUACAAAGGGUGAAACUGUUCCACUGAGUGUCCAUAACAAUCCUAUCUAAAUCCCCCAAAUAACAGCCAAUUCAAAUAAAAUUAUCUUUGGCCUUAAUGUUUUGAAAGAUGCUGAAGAGUUGUCCCAAUUCCAAGAGAAAAAAAAUCCAUAAUCCCCCCUCUCCCCACCCAAUGUACAAGUGUCACAUGAUCUCUGAUGGGUGCAUGUUUAGAAUUUGGUGUGCAUGUAUGUAUAUGUUAAAUCUGGAAGCAGUAAGCUAGCUCUUUCUAAACCUUUGCAUUUAGAUAUUUAGAGAAUUCUCCCCAAAGCUUUUGUUACAAUGUCAAAAUAUGUGGGGUUCUGUUGGAACAUAUGAGGAUUUCUGGUGAGGAAUCUAUAAAUUCAUGUGUCGGUAGUAUACAGCAAUAUAAUAAAAUUUUCCACUUAGGUAUGCUCUUCUUUUUAGAUACAGUUUUAUAUCUUGCAAGAUAUUGAUGCCUUCUGAAUAUCAUGCCAUCAGGUCUAUCAUAUACUAAGUCUGUGUAGUUGAUGCUUACAUGGUUUCAUUAAACUAAAUCUAAACAGCUGACAUCAUGUUAGUCUGGUGGCCACAAAAGCCUGCCUCUCCAUAAAAUUAUGUCUUCCCAUUGUUCUGUCUAGUUCAGUGGUGACUUUUAAAGAUCUGAAUUUACAUAUUAUAUAUUACCAGAGGUACCCAGACCUGAACAUGCUACCAUUAUAUACAAAGCAGGCUUUCUACUCUGAGCUUUGUGUAUAUGUGUGUUUGUUUUUUUAAAAACAAAACAUAGUGGCAAGAUUGGGGCUCUUGUCUUUCAGAAAAACACUUGGUCACAAAGACAAGAAAAUAAGUUGGUGGGAAAGUUUUAACAUCAUUUCCAGGCAGUGUGUACUUAUCUGUUAGGCUCAUCAUAAGGGGAUGAAUUAACAAUAUGCUUCCAGAGGCGCAGUGACUUAGCAUUUUUAUGCUGAACUUUUGUGUGUGCAUAUACUAGUUGGUGACUACCAUUUGAAAUGGCUUAGAUAAUAUGUCUAGGAACUUGGUAAACUUGGUAAAAAGAACUUACAACCAGUCUUCAUGAUUUUAUCUUGUUUCCAGACACCCACAGUUAAUACCUGUGCUGCUUGUGUACAUUAGACAGUUCCAUGUUGCACUACACUAAUCAUACAUUUCUGAACAUAUGACUUCAUUUUGAUGUGCAGUGUUCUGGUUGAAUGGGGCUUGAUUGGAUAUUUUUCUUGUUUGUAUUUACUGCUUAUCUUUAAAUAAAUAAUGUUGAUCAUACAAUUUUAUGUUAUUCAUAGUUGUAUGGCAUAAGCUUUCUGGACUGCUAGAAGACAGAGAACCCCAAUGCAAAUAAUUUAAGUCAUAAUCACAAUGCAGUGGAGUACAGAAGACAAAACAGCUAACCAGAAUUACUUAGCUAGGGUGGAGGCUGCUGUAUCAAAGCUGCCUUGUAAGCCUGCUAUUCUUAUCUCCAUGGUGCAAAUUGUUAAUGGUUUAUGGUGUGCACAGAUACCCUUCUCUAAUUUGAUAAUACUGCAUAAGAAAUUAACCUCACUGGUAUGACUCAAAAAUAAUGCUAACAUCAGUACUUACAUAUAGCCACCAGACUUUAUCUGAAGCUGCCACAUGAGAGGUUUUAGCUAUCAGUGGAGAAGGCCUGAUUCAGCAUACUGGGAAGUAUUUGUUUGAAGAGUUCUGCAAAAGCAGCCUGAGCAUCGGUAGCAAAGCAUAAUUGUUCCCAAGCAGUUAAUCCAGUCACCAUGAACUAUAACAAACCUGUGGUGGGUUAUUCAGUUACUAUGUUUCUUAGCCACAGAGUUCAGUUGGUGAACCAAGGAAAAGGCAGGUGACGUUCAUUGUAAAGGGGAGGCAUGACCAAAUUCUGCCUAGCGCUGUACUGCGAAAUAAAAAAAUUAGUCAUGCUCUCAUUGUUUAGGAGAAUGACUUGUAUGGGAAAGAAAGGUUGAACUACAUGAGGAAAAGGAAGAUAGUCCUUUGAGAACAUGCCAAAUCAUACCCUUAGGCUCUUAGUAGCAUAUCCUAAUCAACACUGGAGUAUACAGGCUUUCAUCUGUGGAGACUGCAAGAGUUCCAUAUCUACCAAGGCAAAGCGAAGAUUGGAACUAGGAGAGAGUGGACAGCAGUUUCUCGCUGAAGGAUUAAGGACACCAAAGGGAAAAGGAAGAGCUGCAACUAGAAGUCCAGAUAGUCCAAGAACUCCCAAAUCUCCUUCAGAAAAGACACGAUAUGAUACAUCACUUGGUCUCCUUACAAAGAGGUUUGUUCAGCUUCUGAGCCAAUCUCCAGAUGGUGUUGUAGAUUUGAACAAAGCAGCAGAAGUCCUUAAGGUACAAAAAAGAAGGAUCUAUGAUAUCACCAAUGUUCUGGAAGGCAUCCAUCUCAUUAAGAAAAAAUCAAAAAACAACAUUCAGUGGAUGGGCUGCAGUUUGUCUGAUUACGGGGGCAUGUUAGCAAACUGUCAAGGCUUGUCUAAGGAGGUAGCAGAACUCAACCAAGAGGAGAAGAAAUUGGAUGAGUUGAUACAAAGCUGUUCCCAUGACCUCAAGCUACUAAAAGAAGAUUCUGAAAAUCGGAGAUUAGCAUAUGUUAGGUAUGAUGAUAUUCGAGAAAUUGGUAGUCUUAAAGACCAAACUGUUAUACUUGUGAAAGCUCCUCCAGAAACAAAACUUGAAGUGCCUGACCCAGCAGAGAACAAGCUGAUCCAUUUAUCUAGUACUCAAGGCCCUAUUGAAGUUUACUUAUGUCCAGAGGAAACAGAUUAUCCCAGUCCAAUAAAGACGCAAGAUCAAGAUCACAAUGGAAAUAUCUCAAGAAACCUUUCCAAAGAUGUGAUAUCCGAUAACUCAGGAAGUCUUCAUUGUUCAGUAACUACAACCACCAUCUCCCCACUGGCCUCUACCACCAACCUUUUGCAGCAGACAGAGGACCAAAUUGCUUCAGGUUUUGAAGGGCCAUUUGUGAGCCUAUUGCCACCUCUACUUCAUGAAGAUUAUUUGCUCGGCCUUGGUGAUGAAGAAGGCAUCAGUGACCUCUUUGAUUAUGAUUUUGAAAAAAUGCCUGCAUUGAUGGAUGGAUAUCUAUGCAGCUGAUUAUUCCCUGUCUCUCUCUUCUUCCUGCACCCAUAUAUUUUAAAAAAUUAAACCAGAAUACCUGUUGUCAUUCCAUGUUAUCUAUCUCUUAAUUUACUGUAUGUCACAUUUCAGGAUUAGCAUACAGAGUGCUUGAUGUUUGUAAAGUAAUACAUCCUUGAAUAGGAUGAAUACAAAGUUGCAGACUCUUAUCAGAGUUACCUUAAUCCAUAAUUCCAGUAACUACUGGUUGGUAGAUUAUGAAGAAUGGGGGAACGAGUGUCCUUUAUUCUGAUUUACUGUUUCUACAAGUUUCAUCAAGGGCUCAAGAACUGUUUUAGUCGCACAUAGAAAUUCUUCCUUAAUAUUUCAAGCUGUGCCUUCUGUUGAGCGUGUGUAUGUGGAGUCCUUGAUUUGUACGGACAGUAAUACGUAUUGAAAAGAAGUGUGUGCAAAAUAGAAAAAAAAUAACUUUCAAAAGCUUUCUGGGAAUGUUUGAAUUCUUCUCAAAGUUCAGGAGAUUAAUAUCCCCAAAUAGUUUUUCUUGUAAAAUACACUUUAAAUGUCUUACAAUCCUAGGUGAAUCACAGAGAUGAUGGUGCCAGUAUACCAUGGAGUAUUUGGAAUACCCAAGUACAUAUGUAUGUAACUAUUUGGAGAACUGAAGUCCAGUGUAUCAUCAGUUUUAGAGCGAAGAGAAAGAGGGUAGGGUAGAUUUAAUCUAGACCCCUGUUCCUCAUGCUGAACAAGUCAUUUGGUACUUUUAUUUUCCCCAAAGAGCUACUCACGCACAGCCCCAUAUGCUGGUGACUUGCAUGUAUUGUCAUUUGGUGCAUACUGUCGCCCAUCCUCCUUUGGAUACUUGUGUGGAGGCUUCCACAUGAUAUUAAUCUCUAGCUGGAUCAAGGUGACAAUUUUCUCAAUUUUAAAAACUGGAAAUUAAAAAAAGUGUAUGUUGAGAGUGUCAUUUUUUAAAAAAUGUACAACAAAGAUGCAUCCUUCAGAUCUGCAGUGUGCAAUAGAACUGGUAUAGAAAAUUUACGGUACAGAGUGGGGCUUUGUGUUAAAGUGCCUACUAGAAAUGCACUGUGGGCUUUUUCGGCAAAGGGAUAUGCCAAGCUUCACUUUUCAAAACACUGUGUUUAUUUUGGUAGGUUAAUUGCCUCUGCUUCCAGUUUUGGAAGCUGAUACAUCACCCAAAGUGUAAAUAUAUCUGUUAGUACUUGCUUUAUUGAAUAGUAAUUUAUAACUCUUUACUGGUGUGGUAUAUCUUCUGAGAGGAAUAGAAUUCAUGCCCAGUUGUGUAAAACAUUGCCACUUUAGGUUAAUUGGUUGAAUAUCCUAAACAGUUUGCAUUGCCUUUUUUCUAUCUGAUACUUAAUAAAAUACUGAAAUGUUUGCGUUUUAUAUAUAUGUGUGUGUAUGCAGGUUUUCUGGUACCACUGAGAUGCUGCUACAGACACUUACACAUGAAAUUGCUGAGUAAUAAUAGUAUGAAAGCUGUAUGAUUGAACCUUAGAAUAUAAUUGUGUAAAAAGGGCAACACAUUAAGAACUGUUAAACAGUGUUAAGUGUGCUUUUAUAUAUGUACAAACCUGUGCAUAGUUCAUUGGAUAUUUAAGUUGUGUGUUCUUUAUAUUUUAGUCAUCUAACAAUUUUGUACAAUAGGAACAAAUUUGUAAAACCUGCCAGAAUGUUUUAUAGCUGGUUUGUAAUUUCUUGAGGGAAAAAAAAUAACGCGAGUCUGUAUAUAAAUAAAUAAAAAUACAGUAUUUAAAGCUUGUCUUGUGGAGGAAAGUAAAAGUAUUGUGUGAGCAUGAAUGCUUUUAUGGUAUGAAGGGGAUCACUGGGUAGAAUGAAAUGAAAGGGAAAAAUGUUAUAUGCUAUUUUGUACAAUUUACAUACUUCCUCAAUGUCAAGGCAAAAUACUAACCAUAAGUAUGCUAAUUCUGCAAAACUGUAAAAUAAUGUAAAAAAACAAAGUCCAGAAAUAGCUUUCCAUUUGUAAAGACAAUUUGUUCUCAAGCAGUGACCAUGCCUUUCAAAUGUAUGUAACUGACAGUUUUUUAAGGUAUUCAAUAAAGCUUUAUAUCUAUAUAUAAUUGGAUUUGACAUACUGUACAUUUUACACCAAAUGGGCAGCAAAUAAAACAGU